This is a messenger RNA of [Torrubiella] hemipterigena, 2358 nucleotides long. NCBI's taxonomy places the organism in Eukaryota, Fungi, Ascomycota, Sordariomycetes, Hypocreales, Clavicipitaceae. The record is from the annotation of a GenBank genome assembly.
CAACUUCAACGCUUCACCUUUGGCAGAGCUCCAAACUUUUCGACAAGAACCAAACACACGCAUCUUUCCAGUUUCGCCAGCCCUCGCAGUUCCUUAAAAUAGAAUUAGUCGGCAGCAGCAACUCUCUCUAGAUACACGCCACAAUGGCGUCCCAACAAGCCCUGUUCUCCCCCGCAGAACUCGCAUACCUGCACAGCUCGCUCUCUCUCCAACCACCAAUCCGACCAGACGGCCGAUCGCCGACGCAAUUCCGUCCUCUCACAGCCGAAACCGGUAUUCUCCCUGGAACCAAUGGAAGCGCUCGAGUGUGUUUUGCAGACGGCACGGAAGCGAUUGUCGGCGUAAAGGCCGAGAUUGAAAAGACGGUCGAAUCGAGCGUCGGCGCAGAAGACCAGCUCACAGAAUUGCAACCGCAACGAGGAAGCGGUGAUGGACAAGAAGCGCGACGAAAAGCAAAGGGAGAAUGGCUCGAGAUGACUGUGGAGAUCCCAGGACAGCGAGACGAUGAGGCGUCGACAGUGUUUUUGGCAGAGAUGCUGCGAGAAGCGCUGCUCGCUGAUGGAGAAUUUGCAAAGAAGCUCUGGAUCAACCGCCGCUUCCACUGGCGUCUUUACCUCGAUAUCUUACUCAUCUCUCCUCCUCUUUCAUACCCUCUCCCUCUGUUGUCCUUGACAACCCAUUUGGCGCUCCUUGCUACAAGAUUGCCCAAGCUGAAAUCAGAAGGUGACGAAGACCCCAUGUUUGACGACGACUGGGAAGCCUCUACAUUCUUAUACCCUCGCGAUGGAGGAAUCGCCGGCUCGCGGCCGCCAAUCACGCUUCUCGUUGUUGCCAUUGGAAACAACAUCAUAUUCGACCCCGCUAGAGAGGAGCUUGCAGUCGCAGAAGCAGCGCUGGCAGUGUCUGUAUCCGAGGUCCGCGAAGAGCAGCAGUCCUCACGUAUGGAUGUCGACUCUGGGCGCCAGCUUAGACUUCUCUCCAUGCGCACCGUCGACCCGCCUUCGAGACUGACGCCUCCCGGUGUACCAAACUCGAUGAACAUUGCUACCACAAACACAGAAUCUGGCAGUGGUACUUCGACGCCGCAGUCGAAACAGCCACAGCAACAGACCGAUUUUGCUUCCACCGAAGGUGUAUGGAAAGCGCCGCUAGGAGGCACCAAGUUUGGCGUCCUGGAUGCCAUUAUACAGGCAGUUUUGGAAAAGGGUGGCGUAGCGGAUGAUAUUCUCGACGGGCUCGAUGGCGUUGAAUUAGCAUAAUGGGGGCGAACAUUACAAAUGACAUAUCAAGAUUUAGUACAUAGAACGAUACAGAUGGGGCUAGCUAUGAUGACUACUAUUGUACAAUAAAAAAACGCUACACUUUGGCACCCACAUGCAGCGAGCACACCACAGCAACACUCUGCUUUACCAGAUGCCAAACCACUUCUUUUUCGAAGCAGCCUCCUUCUCCUUCUCAGCCGGCGUAGGGACAUACUCACGGCCCAUGGCAGCAGCCUCGAGCUCGUCAAUAGACUUGCCCUCAUCCUUGCCGAAAACCAUGGUGACGGGGUCCUUGGUCUCGAUGCCAUGCAUCUUCAUGUAAUAUCGGCGCUUGGCAACAUCGUCAAGGCUGCGCGUUCGGUGCUCGAUGGCCUUCUCAGCCUUGUCCUUUUCGUGCAGGAUAAUAACAUUCUUCCACGCGGCGAUGAAGUAGGUCGGGUUCGUCCAGAGGUCCGACAGGGGAGGCACGAGGUCCUUGAACGGCGAGUUGUAUGCGUAGUUCAUGAAGAAGGUGGCAAUGGCCAUGGCGAGAAGCGUGCCCUAUAGAAUCAAUCCAAGUUAGUCUCAAUCCAUCUUCAGUCCCAACAUGUGCAGUAUUUCGUACCAUUGUGAUAAAAGUAUGCAGCAGUCUGCUGUGCCAGAACCAGUGGCUCCAGGUGCCCGCGGGGGCCAUCAUGCCGGGAUAGUCCCUUGUGUUUUGGACAGCAAUCUCUUCCUUGGUCAAUUGCGGUCCAUAGUGGCGCGGGAUGGUGUUCUUCUUGAGCCGCGAGCCAUGGGACGGCGGGUUGAACUUGGCCGGCUUCUCGAGCACAAUGGGCUUGUUGGGGGUUAAUGAGGCGUAUCGCACGCGGACGGACUGCGAGACAGGCAGUCGCACAGUUCGCCAGAGCGUGCCCUGCAGCGGCAGCAGAAAGCGCGGGAUGACUGCCUUGGAGGCCAUGGCUGGUGUUGGGGUUGACGAUGAUGGGCCGUUGGAGAAGCUUCGCAGGCUUGUCUGUUCCUCAAUGGAAGCUUGCUGUGGCUGCUUGCCCUGUGCAGAUUUGGCUCCAGGCGCUGUCCAGCACGGUACCACGGGCAGUCAGUGGCCCUGCGCCAG